Anneissia japonica is the source of this 576-nucleotide messenger RNA. Its product is annotated as ATPase inhibitor A, mitochondrial-like. Gene Ontology annotation, cellular component: mitochondrion. Gene Ontology annotation, molecular function: ATPase inhibitor activity. NCBI's taxonomy places the organism in Eukaryota, Metazoa, Echinodermata, Crinoidea, Comatulida, Comatulidae. The record is from RefSeq and is a predicted model, not a curated record. Gene Ontology annotation, biological process: negative regulation of ATP-dependent activity.
GACGCAGACCUGUGCAAUGUCAGGUGAAAUGGGAAGUGGAGCAGGAAAGGGAGGCGGAACUGGUGGCACAAUCCGAGAUGCUGGGGGUUCAUUUGGCAAGAUGGAGUCUGCGCAUGAGGAACAAUACUUUAGAAAAUUACAAGCAUUGCAAUUGAAGCAAUUGAAAGAACACCAUGAUGAGGAAAUAGACGCUCACGAAAAUGAAAUCCGUCGCCAUAACGAAGCUAUUAAAAGACUAAAGAAGAAAAAGUCCCAGAUUGAUGAUGCUGGCAGUGACAGUGAUUAACCCUUACGCUAGAGCUACAGGCCCGAGUGUGUGCGCAGAAGAAAAUUACAGUUCUUCAGAAAAUAGUUUAAUAAUUAAUAAAUAAAUUACAUAGAAUGUUUUUUAUUAAAUUUAGCAUUUAUUAUUGUGAAGAUUUCGUUUAAAGUGAGAUUGUAUCCAUAACACCAACAAAAACUCAAUAAUGAUUAACACAUUAUUGUCAUAUUUUAUUACUUUGAAAAAAUUUAAAUCAUGGCUAUUUGAGCACUGAUACAGUUGUUGCAUUAAAUUAUGAUCCUCAUAUAUUUGAA